This is a messenger RNA of Corylus avellana, 991 nucleotides long. NCBI's taxonomy places the organism in Eukaryota, Viridiplantae, Streptophyta, Magnoliopsida, Fagales, Betulaceae. The record is from RefSeq and is a predicted model, not a curated record.
AACCUUUAAAGUUGAGGACAAUUUUGUCUUAAUCUUAUCACAGGAAGCGUCGGAAAACGUAAGUAUUGUCUUCUCAAAAUCAAAGAAUAAAAUCCCAACUCAGCUGAUUCCCCCACCACUGCAAAACGAACGAGCCAAGAACAUGGAAAACGGGUCGGAGUUGGAGAAAUGGGGUUUCCGAGGGAACGAGAAGCUGAGCGCGGCGCUGGCGUCGGCAGUCACCGUCCGAGGCAUUCUGAUGAAGCUAUUUGAAAGUCUUAGCAAAGAUGAUCCAAGGCCGACCGUGCCUCUCGGCCACGGCGACCCCUCGGCGUUUCCGUGCUUUCGAACCGCCGCCGUAGCCGAAGAUGCCAUUGUUGACGCUGUCCGCUCCGCUAAGUAUAAUGGCUACGCACCGCCGGUUGGUAUCCUGCCGGCGAGGAGGGCCAUAGCAGAUUAUCUGUCUCGUGAUCUUCCAUACGCUUUAUCGCCAGACGAUGUUCAUGUCACAAUUGGAUGUAUCCAAGCAAUUGAAGUAACAAUGGCAGUCCUUGCCCGCCCUGGUGCCAACAUUCUGCUUCCGAGACCCGGCUUUCCAUACUACGAGUCACGUGCUGCAGCUAUAAAUCUUGAAGUUCGUCAUUUUGAUCUUAAUCCUGAAAAGGGUUGGGAGGUUGAUCUUGAGAGCAUUGAAGCUCUUGCUGAUGAGAAUACUGUUGCCAUGGUCAUCAUAAACCCUGGCAAUCCUUGUGGAACUGUCUAUACACACCAACAUUUGAAGAAGAUUGCAGAGACAGCAAGAAAGCUGGGUAUUCUGGUUGUUGCAGAUGAAGUUUAUCACCAUCUCACUUUUGGAAGUAACCCGUUUGUGCCGAUGGGAGCAUUUGGAUCAAUAGUGCCUGUUAUCACACUAGGGUCUAUAUCAAAGAGAUGGAUUGUACCAGGUUGGCGACUUGGUUGGAUUGUGACAAAUGAUCCUAAUGUCCUCCAUCUAUCUAAGCGUUUGAAAUAA